AUGGCUUCAAAAGUUGUAACAAUGGCUCGUCUGUUGGUCCCCAAGGUGCCUUUGCUAGUCUCAACAACCCUGGUCCACUACGCCUACGGUCCUGCAAAGCCCUCCUGGUCAUAUCGAUUCUCAGUCACCAUGGCCCUCAUGCGAGCAUUUGUCGCCCACCUGAACGAAGUCCCCGUCAGUCAAUCGCAAAUCAUGUCCAAGAUGACCGAUGAAAAAGCCCCUGUCAACGAAGGAGCCAUUGCCACCGAGGCUGUUGUCCUGAAGGAGUAUAGAGAAAAGGCUGCCGAUAUCAUGGAGCGACUCUUGAAUCUUCAAGGAAUCGAUUCGAUCAAACUUGGAUGGGACUGGAAAAAUGACCCUGCUGCUGCCGAGCCUCUAAUGGGAGAAUGGACUGAGACUAGAAUCAAGGGUGACAACUACAAGGACGGCCGCACCAUCCUCUAUCUUCACGGUGGAGGAUACUUUCUCGCAUCCAUUCGUACCCAUCGAUGGGCCACCUGGCACAUGUCCCGCCAAGCCGGCGCCAAGGUCUUUUCGCUAGAGUAUAGACUGGCACCGGACUCGCCGUUCCCAGCAGCUGUGCAGGAUGCAUUGUCGGCCUACUUAUACUUGCUCAACCCUCCAGCUGACUCUGGCAUUGCCCCUAUCGACCCCCAAAACAUUGUCAUCAUGGGCGACUCUGCCGGCGGAGGCGAGUUUCUGUCUUCCACUGUAUUUUCCCAAUUGCUUUAG
Linnemannia hyalina is the source of this 732-nucleotide messenger RNA. NCBI's taxonomy places the organism in Eukaryota, Fungi, Mortierellomycota, Mortierellomycetes, Mortierellales, Mortierellaceae. The record is from the annotation of a GenBank genome assembly.